Molecule: messenger RNA, 4898 nt
Organism: Schistosoma curassoni
Lineage: Eukaryota; Metazoa; Platyhelminthes; Trematoda; Strigeidida; Schistosomatidae
Source: the annotation of a GenBank genome assembly
GAAAUCGAUCAAAACGAAAGGGAGACGCGUACAGUGUGCAUAUAGCAUGAUGGAAACUUUGAUAUUAACUACGGCAAUAUCAUUGUCAUUGAUGCUGACCUGUUGUUGUACGUAAUACUUACUACGUACUCAUUCUAUGAAUGAAAAAUUAUAGAAAUUAUUUUGGAACAAGACAGGCUUAAGAACUUUCCAGUUUCGUUGAUAAACCUAAAUUGCAUUCAAUUUAAUUCUAAAUAAAAGUAUCUAGAAAAAUAUAUUUGAGGAAAUGAGUGUAGAUACAACACAUUUUGCUUCAUGACUGAUCGACUGCAAAUUUGGGGGUAAUAAAAUACAAGAAUAUAACUAGUUUCUACAAAUUUUUUUGUUUUACCAAUGUCGACAAUAUCUGCUUGUUCAAAUAAGUUAACAAAUGAACGUCAUAGUGGGAAUAUAUCGACUUCACUGAUUGAAAACUUUAAUAUACAUCAUCAUGGUGUUCACAGUAAUCAUCAUCAACAUGACAAUACUUUAUAUCCAAUGAAUCACAUGGCUACACCAAGUCCAUCUCCUUUUUCAAAUGAAAACUCAUCUGAACAACGUCGUCAAAAUACAUCGUUACCCGCACCGCAUUUAUUGUUGCAAUCGAAAUCAGAUUAUUCACGACCAUCUGUGUUAAAUACACACAUUCAUAAUAGUAACAAUAAUAAUAGUAAUAGUAUUAAUCGUGCUAACAAUUCAUACUGUACAUCAAAUAGUUUAAACUAUUCAAAUAAUUCAGAGGCUGUGAAUUUGAAUCAUUGUGAUCAAACUAUGGAGAUUAAACAACCAUAUAUUAAUACAACAACACCUACUACUACAAUCACUAGUACUGCUGUUAGUGUUACGAAUAAUUAUCAUAAUGGUACAAGAAAUAAUUACAUUUAUCAACGUACUAAUUUACUGAAUUCUCAAUAUGAUCAGUUGACUGAUUCUAUAGCCUAUAAUGAUAGUAAUAAUAAUGAUAACAAUAAUAAUGAAUACAUGAAUUAUUCAAAUAUGCCAGAAAGUGAAUUCGGACAUUGGAAUACUAGUUCUCUUACAGAUGAUUUGAAAAUCAACUCUAGAUCAGGAUUUCGUCCUCAUCUGAUUGAUGAUACUCAACAAUUGUCGUCAUGUGUAAAUGGAUUUCCAGUAUUAUCACCUACUGGGAAUACAACAGUUUUCUCAAAUAUGAAUCGUUGUCCAACAACUUGUCCAACACCAAGACAUGACGAUCAUUCAGGACAUCAAACGGGAUCUCAUAUAACUGCAGGUAGCCAUACACAACAUCAUGCAUUUCAAGCUAGUGGAUAUUGCAAUAUUGGAGAUAAUAUUUAUGAGAAUAGAACACAUAGCCCAUCUAAUUUGACUUGUGGACAAAAUAUACUUCACUCAAGAAUCAAUUGUGAUGUAAAGAAUCCACCCCAAGUUUCUAAUCGUUCUUCACGUAGUGCCUCCACACCAACACGAUUAUUGGUUGUUUCAACAGCAAGUCCGGUGACAAGUACAAUUACCAUGACUCCUGAUUCUUCAACUAUAGGUUUUUCAGGCAAUAAAUUUGGUUGUUCAUCAGAUGAUGGUGAAGCAUCACCGACGCCGACAUGUAGCAGUGGCUGUCCACAAACUCCAGGAAGAACAAGAAAACCUGCACCUACAUUAGCUACUGGGCGAAGAAAUCUGAAAGGCGAACUAGUUGAUCCAGAUGAAGCAGAUCGUCGAAUGAAACGACGUGAACGAAAUCGUAAAUCUGCACAAAAAUGUCGUGAACGUAAAGUUCAACGAACACAAGAAUUACAAUCACAAGUUGAAUGUUUACAAUUAGAAGCUAGUAGAUUAAUGCAAGAAUUAGAAAGUUGGCGUUCACGAGCAAAACAUUGUGUUAUAUUAUUACAACGUCAUUGUCCUGGAGUUGCUGUACCAUAUUUGUCAUGUUUAAAUGAAGUACCAGUAUGUUUAAAUAAUUUCAAAGAGCCUAUAGAUGAUUUAAAUGAUUUAUUAACAUCAGACAAGAAUAUGGAUUGUGAAAUUCAACAUUAUGAAUGGAAGACAAAAGCACUUGGGAAAACGUACACUAUAAAUGAAGUAUCAGAUGAAAAUUUCAUCUCUAAUGAAUCGUCAUCAUUACUUCCUCCAGUUAAUUUGUUACAUUCCCAUAUAACACCAAAUAGAUCAAAAUCUUUAUUUGGUUUCUCUUCAAAUAAUUCUGUAAAAGACAAUGAAAGUCGCAUUUUUACACAAAAUUCUGAAUCUAACAAAGUGUCAACUCUUAAUCAAGAAGAUCAUGAUAUCUCAGAUUCUAUGUUAAUUCCAAUGUCAAGAAGUACUUCACAAGUAUCUGUACGUGGUCCAGCCUCUGGUUCAUCAUCGUCAUCAUGCUCCACUUAUGAAUUAUCAUUUCCUUCAUUGGAAAAUAACUCUCAUAGUUUAAGUGAAGCUAUUACAUUUAAAGAUUAUUCACAACCGAAUCUUAUAUCGAUUUUAGGCUCAAGAGAUAGAUCACGUCUAUUAAGUGGACAAGAUCUGUUAGAUAACAAUUCAACAAUAAUCAUGACAAAUAAAUCAAUCUCAGUCGGAAAUAGUACAGGGAAUAAUGACAGUAAUGGUGGUAAUAGUAAUAAUAAUCAACAAACAUGGGGCUUGGAAUAUCAUGAAUCAUCUGGGAAUAAAAAUAAUUCAAUGGAUUGUUCUAGUCCUUUAUCACCACUACCGACCACAUCUUCAACAAAUGUAACACUUAACCAAUUUCAAAAUAAUAGGGAAUAUCAAAUAAAAAUGGAGUCGAACUGUUAUGAUCCGCCUAGUAACAGUAGUAGUAACAAUACACAAAUGUCAAGUAAGACAUAAAACAACCAGAAGACAAUAAUCCGUUCUUGUUACUUGUCACUGAUUUAUUGAUUUACAGUAUUGAUGCUUCUAAUAGUACCAGGAUUUGAAGAGAAAUGAAGACAAUUCUAAACUGUAAUGUUUUUUUCCAAUCGAACAUGCAUAUGUUUCUCAUAGGACACUUCACUGAAAACUUCGUUAAUUCAACGUGGAUUCAUUCAUUGUUUUUUUUAAUUAGGGAAAACAAGUAAAAUUCUUGACAUUUUACAUUGUUUUUGUCAACAUUUUUUAAUAUCAUUUUUAUCUCAAUAGGUUUAUUCAUAAUGUUGUCGAUGAUGGAUGAUAGUUCAGGGAAUCCGAAUUUUUUCUCCGUUAUAAUUUUUUUUUCGAGACAUUUUCACUUGUCCACUUCUUUUUAAAGCGCCAUUGCAUCUAUUUAUUACUCAUUCUAACACAUUACUAUUGUUAUCACAACAGUAGUAUUAAUAUGAUUUUUUUUAAAAACUGCUUAAUAACAUUACUCUCAUUACUAAUACAAUUCCUGAUAUUACUGAUACUUUCCAUUAGUAGUAUUAGUUGUACGUUGAAUUUUUUCUUUUUCUAGUAUAUUGAAACAAAGUCGGUGACUACAUAGAACGUUUCCGGUGAUAACGGAUAAUAGGUAUUUCAACAAAAUUGCUUAACAUUUUGAUAAACACUUUUUUGUACGCUGUAUUUUCUUCCAAUCCAGUCAAAAUUAUUUGUAUUCACAGUAAGUAAGUUAUGUAGUGCUGUGAGGUGAUCCUGUUGGCUGAAAUUAUUCAGAAAUACAUCAUAUAAAAUAAGCAUUCAUAUACACAUAUAUGGGACAAUGGCCAAUUCAGGAAGGCAGCUUUGCUGUCAAACUUCUCUCAAGCAUUCAUAAGUUUAGCCUACUAUUACAAAUACUACUGUUAGUGAUCUAUUCGAUUACAUUAAGUAGUAUAUUCACAACGUACAAGACGGUGAAGUUGAAGUCAUUACUAACAUUCAAACCGGUUGUUGUUUGGCUUUACUUAUGUCUCGGUUGUUCCCUUUUGUAACAGUUUUUUUCUACAGUAACUUUUUUUUGUUAAAGGAAGUUAUUUCUUAUUGUGUUAUCUAAUAUUUACUAUUGGCUACUAAUGUUAAUUUCAUAAUUUUCUUGUUAUUACCAGUGUACCGCUUACACUAUCCAUUAUUAUUAUUAUCUGCUGUUUAUAUACUGACUUAUUUAGUGAUUUUGAAAUGUAUUCAUUAAAACAUGAAUAUUCCACGUAGUGCCUAAAAGCCCUACUCCUUACAUCUUCCUGAUACCAGUGCAAUGAUAAUAUUUAUACAUUACGCAUGUACGCUGCUUUUGUUAACACAUACAUACUAUUCAAAUGGAUUAGUAAUUAGUAUAUUAACUUAUACUGAAAAAGUGUUUCAUUAUUUUAUUCACAAUAACUUCGAUAUUAUAAUUAUUAUCGUUAUUUAAUCGGUUUCUAUUUUCUUUUUCUUGUGAUGUUUCUAUUCCUCUUCAUUAUUAUUGUUUUAAUCUAGCAAAUCUUAAAUUGUAAACAUCGGUGAAUUUUUACUACACUUCAAUUUAGUAAUGAUUUUAUUACUAUCAUUAUUAUUACAAAAAUACACACAUAUUUAGCUCAAUUAUUCUCAAAUGAUUUAUUUGUUAAAUUACUUGUUACGGUCUUGAUUUUUGAAAAGAAGUUAUGAUAUUUGAAAUGGUGAUAAUACAAUAGGGGGGAAGAUAUUGUUUCUCUCUUUCUUACUUUCAUUCUUUCAUCAUUUAGUUGAUCUAAUAAUCAACUAUUCGGUCUGUUCAUUAUUUCAUUGUCUUGAUCAUUAUGGGUUUUAUUGAUUUUGAAUUGCUUUUUUUCCUGCCUUCAUUUAUAAAAAAAAGUUGAGCAUUAUUGCUAAUUAAAUAAUUUACUUAUUUAUUCAUUUAUUAAUUAAUUAAUAACAUUAUUAUUUGGUAUCAUUGUUAUUAUGACACUGUUAUUCAUUUUGAGUUUUUCGUAAACAGUAAAUUAAUUAAUUAAUUAAACACUAUUCAUGGAUAAAAUGGUUGAAAAUCAAGU